Colletotrichum chrysophilum is the source of this 2301-nucleotide messenger RNA. RefSeq lists its product as uncharacterized. The record is from RefSeq and is a predicted model, not a curated record. NCBI's taxonomy places the organism in Eukaryota, Fungi, Ascomycota, Sordariomycetes, Glomerellales, Glomerellaceae. Bases 1 to 2301 code for a protein of 766 amino acids. Gene Ontology annotation, molecular function: protein binding. The transcript is spliced from 3 exons.
AUGUCUCUCGACGGGUCGUUGUACCGAGGGGUUGCGUCCCCGCCUGCUCGAUCCUCUCGCGCCCAACCCCCGCGGAGGACUUUCUUCGGCAUCCUCCAGAAGCCGCCGCGACAAAUCAAGAAGCCCGAGUACGAGCCCGGUUGGACAACAGUGUUGACGUGGAGGAAUCGCUUACUGGAGAGCGUACGGCCACCGACAAGGACAGAAUUGGUGGAAGCCUUCCGAGAGCUUUUCGUCUACAAGCUACGGUUCAACGUGGUUGUCAACAGCACACAAGCCCUACACUGCAGAAACUUGCUGCAAUAUCUGCUGGAAAAUAAGGAUGAUGAACCGGGCGCCGGACUUACGCUGGCAGAGCUCGUUUCUGCGCGCGAGGCGCUGCUGAAACAGCCAAAGGAAGACACGAAAGAGCAUCUAGAGUUUUCCCGCCAGCUGUACGAGGCAAUUAAGGCGGAAAGGGCGCAGGAUCCGAUGGACCCUGGCGCGGCAGAGGACUUUGAAUCUUUCCUCGUUGCUUUGACGCUAUUUGGGGCGUCCAAGGAAGGCCUCGCUGUCCUGCAAGAGUACUGGGAUCAGCUCCCAGUGGCAGAGAGACCAGCGGCCCAGAACCUCUGGGUCAAUGUCUUUCAAGGCCUGGCGGAGGAGGGGCGCGAGUCAGAACUAGUCGAUGCUGUCGCGAAGUCAGAGACACUUGGCGUCCCAUUCACGUCAAGUGUCCAUGAGGCUUUGACAGUCUUCUUUGCGAAGAAGAACAAUGUGCUGGAAACGAAGAAGUGGUUUUUACGGCCAAUACACAACGAAGAGCGUCCGACCGCCAGGACUUACAAGGAACUGCUACAAUUUUCAGUUAGGACUGAACAGAAGGGCUGGACGACGCCGAUCUUUAAGAAGCUUGUGGACUCGAAUCCAAGCAAGGAACACUGGGAUGUUAUAUACCAGUGGGCCGUGCUUUCUAUGGGCAAGAGGCUCGACGAUCUGAAAGGCAUGUUCGAGGUUGUCGCCCGCCAUAACCCCGAAGAUCCCAACAAAUCACCGGAUACAGAUACCAUAAAUGGUCUUCUCGAGGUCGCUACCGAGAAAAACGACCCUUACUUGGCAGAACGGCUCAUCGCGUUUGCUUCUGAGCUCGGUAUCCGCCUCAACGCCAAGACAUACCUCCUCCAAAUGGACUUCAAGAUCAGGGCAAAGGACUUAUCUGGUGCGAGAGCUGCAUACAUGCAGCUCCCGAAAACCGAACUGGAGGGAGACGAGGAUCUGCCGCUGAUCAACAGGUACCUCCAGGCGCUUUGCCACCAACCGACACCAGAUUUGAAAUCCAUUCGUGAGAUCUCGGACAUUCUGGAGGAGCGCAUCGUAACACUUGACCCUGAUACUGUGGUUGCGUUGUGUACAGUCUUCCUGAAGAACGACCAACAGUUCGAGGUUAUCGACACACUGUCGCUGAAUGUGUUCCAACACAGCAACGAGCAAAGACAGUCUAUCAGAGACGCCUUUGUUGGAUAUUGUUUGGAUAGCAAAAACAGCACGGCGAGAGUGUGGGAUGCAUACUCAAUCCUCAGGCAAUUCUUCCAGGAGACUAGCAUCGAGAGUCGCCUUGAGCUGAUGGAUGCUUUCCUCGCCCGCAACCGUCCCGACAUGGCGGUCCAUGUGUUCGGACACAUGAGGCAACACGUCAACCCCGACUUCCACCCGGCCAGCGACGCCUACAUUAGGUUUUUUGAGGGCAUUGGUAGAUGUCCAGACUUGGACAGCUUGAAGCUAGCCCACAACAUGUUAAAGAUGGACACCACCAUCCAACCAACAACGAAGAUGUACAACGCAUUGAUGAUUGCUUACGGAGCUUGCAAACGACCGAGUAUCGGACUCGAUUUCUGGCAAGAUAUCGUUCGUUCGGCCGAGGGCCCAUCAUACAACAGUCUCGAGAUCGUGUUCUCGCUCUGUGAAAUCAAAGCCUUUGGGGAUCAGAUUGCCAGGGACAUCUGGAACAAAAUCGAAAAGAUGGAGAUUGAUGUUCCUCCGUCGGUAUUUGCCGCUUACUGCGGUGGUCUCGCGGGCAAUGGCAAUCUUCAAGAGGUGCAGAGCACGAUCAGAACGAUGAAGCGAGCUGUUGGAUAUGGGCCUGAUGCGAUGACUUUGGGCAUCCCUUUUAACGCAUUGCCUGGGCAAGGAUUACAAAGAGAUUUUGAGGCAUGGGCCAAAAAGCAGUUCCCUGAGGAAUGGACAGAGGUGGAGAAGCAUCGCUACUACACCACGGCGGAAAAGUUGAAGAAAUUCAAGCUGCAGCGGGUGCUGAAGGCAUGA